GUGGUCUCUUGUUCACAUGGUUUUGAGGCACGAUGAGUCACGCUGGCUCUUGGAAACUUUGGCUCUGGGUGGCAGCGCUCCUGCUUCCCGCUUCCACUUCCGUGACGGUCAGGGACAAGCCAGAUAAACAAUGUGCUAUACUGAGAACAGAGGGACAUCAGUUUUUCCACGACAACAGAGAUAAACUUGAAGUUUCAGGUUUUGAUCUAGGAGAGAGCUUUUCGUUGCGACGUGCAUUUUGUGAAGGUGAUAAAACCUGUUUCAAAUUGGGAAGUGCACUUCUUAUUAGAGAUACCAUUAAGCUGUUUCCCAAAGGCCUUCCCGAGGAGUUUGCCGUAGCUGCCAUGUUUCGUGUCCGAAGAAGCACCAAGAAGGAACGGUGGUUUCUAUGGCAGGUUUUAAGCCAGCAGAAUAUGCCACAGGUCUCCAUAGUAGUUGACGGUGGAAAGAAGGUGGUGGAACUCAUGUUCCGUGCUGCCGAGGGAGAAGUGCUGAACUACAUUUUUAAAAACCGGGAACUCCGUUCUUUGUUUGACCGUCAGUGGCAUAAACUUGGCGUGGGCGUGCAGCCCCGGGGCGUGGCGCUGUAUGUGGACUGUCGUUUAGUCGCAAGCAGGCACACUGACGACAGGGAAGCCGUGGACAGUCAGGGAAGGACCGUCAUCACCACACGGGCUGCAGACGGCAAGCCUGUGGACAUUGAACUUCACCAACUUAAAAUCUACUGUAACUCGAACCUCGUAGCUAAAGAAACUUGUUGCGAAAUAUCAAAUACCAAGUGCCCAGAGCAGGAUGGCACUGGAAGUACUGCAUCAUUGUCACUACCCUCUCAUGCCAGCAAAGUGCCUGCGUAUCUGCCAGCAAAGCAGGAACCUGAAGACCGGUGCCAGUGCAUUCCAAACAAGGGAGAAGCAGGAUUACCAGGAGCUCCAGGCCCACUUGGUCAGAAAGGAGAUAAAGGAGAACCGGGUGCAGUUGGUAUUAAAGGUGAAUUUGGUGCUCCUGGAAUUCCUGGGGAAAAGGGUGAAAACGGUUUACAUGGAGUUCCAGGCUUACCUGGUCAAAAGAUCCCCGAUUGA
This is a messenger RNA of Miniopterus natalensis, 1079 nucleotides long. The record is from RefSeq and is a predicted model, not a curated record. NCBI's taxonomy places the organism in Eukaryota, Metazoa, Chordata, Mammalia, Chiroptera, Miniopteridae.